GUAGUGGCAACUACGACGAGCUCUCACGAAGGCAACGAGAAAGAAAAAAAGAGAAAACGAGAGACAGAGAGAAUAACAUCGAAAUAAAGAAGCAAAAUGGCUGCCUCAUUGUCAGAGAACAGUAAGUGUUAAUGCUGGUGAUGUGACGACGUAAAACGUAAAAUCGACGAGCAAAAACGAGUAAAAUUUUUGGCAAAAAAGUGCAUUUUGUGGGAUGCGUUUCGUGUGAAAAUUAUCGUAGACAGAAAAUUGAAACAAUAAUCUCGAAAAUUGAAUGGAAAAAUUGAUGGAUUUAAUAAAAAAAACGCGAUUAAUAUUCACGUAAAAUUUCUAGUGCAAAGAGGAGAAGAAAAAAAAGAAGUUGAGCUUCCUGAACUCGAAAAUUUUUCACACACAUUGAACAACACUGAGACACACAGAAAGGCUAUUUCUCAUUUCAUUCGCAUCGCAAUUCGGUUUCGCUCGAAACGGCCGAGCAAAUUGAUUGAAGUAGUUUUUUUUUAAGUUUAUUUUUUCUCGGGUUUUGUGGAAUUUUGUGUGGCCGUGUUUUUCCACUCCGUCGUUGUUGAAAUAUCCAUAUAUAAAUUUAUCGAAGAACCAGCCAGGUUAGCCAGCCAAAAUGAAUCGUGUGGCUGCAAAACUGGAUCCGUACAUCAAGUACAAUGACUUCAUCGUCGGUGGAAAAUAUCGUGUGAUUCGAAAGAUUGGCAGUGGAUCGUUUGGUGAUAUUUUCCUUGGCCUGAGUGUCGUCUGCGGCGAAGAGGUGGCCAUUAAAAUGGAAGAAGUCAAUGCACGUCAUCCGCAGUUGCUGUACGAGUACAAAUUGUAUCGCAUUAUGGUCGGCGGUGUUGGUAUUCCGCGCAUUCGUUACUAUGGCCAAGAGAAGAAUUUCAAUGUGUUGGUCAUGGAUUUGUUGGGUCCAUCGCUCGAGGAUCUGUUCAAUUUCUGUAGCCGCCAUUUCACAAUCAAAACUGUUCUCAUGCUGGUCGACCAGAUGAUUGGUCGUUUGGAAUUUUUACAUUGUAAAUGCUUCAUACAUCGUGAUAUCAAACCCGAUAACUUCCUCAUGGGUAUCGGUCGCCAUUGUAAUAAAUUGUUUUUAAUCGAUUUUGGAUUGGCGAAAAAGUACCGUGAUUUCCGUACCCGCAUGCACAUUGGCUACUGCGAAGACAAAAAUCUCACCGGAACCGCUCGAUAUGCAUCAAUCAAUGCACAUUUGGGCAUCGAACAAUCGCGACGAGAUGACAUGGAAUCAUUAGGCUAUGUUAUGAUGUAUUUCAAUCGAGGCUCAUUGCCAUGGCAAGGCUUGAAAGCGACCAACAAAAAACAAAAAUACGAACGAAUAUCCGAGAAGAAAAUGUCAACACCGAUUGAAGUCCUGUGCAAAGGCUUCCCAGCUGAGUUCGCCAUGUAUUUGAACUAUUGCCGAACGAUGCGCUUCGAUGAAGCACCUGAUUACAUGUACUUGCGACAAUUGUUCAGAAUUCUUUUCCGCACAUUGAAUCAUCAAUACGAUUACACGUUCGAUUGGACGAUGCUGAAACAGAAAUCCAACCAGGCUGGUGGUAGUUCACAAGCGGCUAUUGCAGGAGCACCAGAAAAACGUGAUGAACGUGAGCGCGAAGGACGUAACGGACGCGACAAAAACGAAACGGCUCAUACGGCAACCGAAUUAAAAUAGGUUCUAAUUUAAAUGCGUUAAAUUUAAAGAAACAACAACAACAACAAAAAAACAAAACAAACAAAAAACCAAUAUUAUUAGUAAUCAAUAUGAAACUACACACAAAACAAGAAAGAAAAAAAGAUUUGAAGAAGAAGAAAAAAAUCAACAAAAAAAAAUUGCAAACACCUUGAAAAACAAAACUCUUUUUUCGAAAUUAAGAAAUUGAAAAGAAAUGAAAGAAUGAUGGAAAAGUGAAUGGAAAAAUCAUAAUAACGAGAAAAAAAAAAUUGAAGAAAUUCAGAUUUAUGUGAAAGAAAAAUGAAUAUACAGAUAAGAUACUAACAACAUCAACAAUAAUACUAUUAAUAAUGAUAUCAAAUCAACAACAGAAACAUACGAAAAUUGUUCAGUUUUCAUCAAGAAGUAAAACGAAAUGGAAAAUAAUGAUAAAGUAAAUAGAAUAAUCAUCUUUUUGCAUUAAACGUUAUUCAAUUAAUCAGAAGAAAAAUGAAAAAUACAAGAGUUGAGUUGAGAACCAAUUCAAAAGAAAUGUUGUAACAAACAAACACAAACACAGCCACACUCAAAUGGCCAUUCACACACUAUCAGUCGUUCAACGACCAAUACAACCCAGCAAUAUACUUGUAUUUGAAUUUAAUAAAUGGAUUUACUUCUACGAAACAAUAACAACAAAUGAAAAACAACUACAAUAACAUAUAACACAACAACAGAUUUACGAAUACAAACGAUCUUUGUAUAUGAAAAAACACACUUUGGAAAAAAAUAAUAAAAUCUAAAAUUUAAGGAAAAAUUUA
This is a messenger RNA of Sitodiplosis mosellana (orange wheat blossom midge), 2478 nucleotides long. RefSeq names its product casein kinase I-like. Bases 620 to 1681 code for a protein of 353 amino acids. Gene Ontology annotation, biological process: negative regulation of canonical Wnt signaling pathway; signal transduction; peptidyl-serine phosphorylation. The transcript has 2 exons. NCBI's taxonomy places the organism in Eukaryota, Metazoa, Arthropoda, Insecta, Diptera, Cecidomyiidae. Gene Ontology annotation, cellular component: nucleus; cytoplasm. Gene Ontology annotation, molecular function: ATP binding; protein serine/threonine kinase activity. The record is from RefSeq and is a predicted model, not a curated record.